Salarias fasciatus (jewelled blenny) is the source of this 860-nucleotide messenger RNA. RefSeq names its product 3-hydroxybutyrate dehydrogenase, type 2 (gene bdh2). Gene Ontology annotation, biological process: siderophore biosynthetic process. Gene Ontology annotation, molecular function: 3-hydroxybutyrate dehydrogenase activity. NCBI's taxonomy places the organism in Eukaryota, Metazoa, Chordata, Actinopteri, Blenniiformes, Blenniidae. The transcript has 10 exons. The record is from RefSeq and is a predicted model, not a curated record. Gene Ontology annotation, cellular component: cytoplasm. Bases 67 to 804 code for a protein of 245 amino acids.
GCUGUUCAUUCAGCUUGUUGGACCAGGAACUGAGCACACGGUGAGCCGCUAACCAGCAGAAGCACAAUGGGUCGCCUGGAUGGGAAAGUGAUUGUGUUGUCUGCAGCUGCGCAGGGGAUUGGACGUGCUGCCGCAAUAGCAUUUGCAAAAGAAGGAGCUCUGGUCACGGCCACAGACAUAAAUGGAGAGAAGCUGAAGGAGCUGGAUGGUAUUGAAGGGAUUAAGACCAAAGUGGUGGACGUGACUAAGAAGGACCAGGUGGAAGCUCUGGCCAGGGAACACGACCAUGUAGACGUGCUGUUUAACGUCGCUGGAUUUGUGCACCACGGCAACAUCUUGAAUUGCGAAGAGGCCGACUGGGACUUCACCAUGAAUGUGAACGUGCGGAGCAUGUACCUCAUGUGCAGGGCUUUCCUGCCCAAGAUGUUGGCGAAGAAGUCAGGAAACAUUAUUAACAUGUCCUCUGUUGCAUCAAGCCUGAAAGGUGUGGUGAAUCGCUGUGUCUAUAGUGCCUCCAAGGCUGCAGUGAUCGGCCUCACCAAAUCCAUAGCUGCUGAUUUCAUUGAGCAAGGCAUCCGUUGUAACUGCGUUUGUCCUGGGACUGUUGACACUCCAUCUCUGAGGGGUCGGAUCCAAGCCCAGCCUGACCCUGAACAGGCUUUCAAAGAUUUUAUGGCAAGACAGAAAACUGGCCGAAUGUGCACGGCUGAGGAGGUUGCACACCUGUGCGUGUACCUGGCCUCAGACGAGUCAGCGUAUGUGACCGGGACAGAGCAAAUCAUUGAUGGAGGAUGGUCUCUUUGAGCAACCUGUGUGACGUUCAGAAGCUCAUUUUUAAGGCUGUUUUUAGGAGUCCUGCG